AUGUCCAAUGAUAGCAAUAAAACGGCCAGAAACGCAGAAGCGCCUCCACCGCCAUUUUACAUAUGUAGAGAGCAUAAGAGUACGGUAAAUUACCUACACUUGUUUGAUAAAGAUCAGUAUCUUGCUUCCUGUGAUAAUGAUGGUUGGAUUGUUAUCUGGAAGAUGCAAACAAAGCGACCUAUUAAAAAAUGGAAAGCGCAUCAAUCGAGUUGUUUAAAAGUCUAUAGUAUUGACAAUGACACUAAACUGAUAAGUCAGGGCAGAGAUAACAAAAUCCAUAUAUGGAAACUGAUAACUGCAGCAGAAGAACAGCAACAGCAGCAAAUGGAAGAUCUACCAGAGUUAAUAUCCUCUAUCACUUAUAAUGGCGUAGGCUUUUGUAAAUUUGCAUGUUUUGAGGCUAAGCAAGCCGUUAUACUAUGCUUUCCUUCAAAAGAGGAGCUUUCUAUGUUUGAUAUUUAUGACUUAACAAACGAACAUUAUAUACUUCAGAAUGUAAAUGACGAUACUGGUACACUUCGUCUAGGCACCUGUAUGGCCGUACAGAUGUUUGUGCCGUCCAAUCUUCCUCAACAAAACGAGGAAGAUCACGAUAUCAAAACCAGCUUUCAUGUCCUGGCAGGUUAUGAAAGUGGAAUGGUGGUUCUAUGGGAUUUGGGAGCAACGAGGCAUAGUGAAAGAAAGAAAAUUCUCUGGCACAGACAUGAACAUAAAGAGCCAAUUCUUGAUUUGGCUGUAGAUAACACGCACUUAUUCGGUUUGUCCUCUUCCGCGGAUAAUCAACUUUGCAACUACUCUCUAUCUACAGGUGAAACCGUAAAAAGGAUUACUCUAAAAAAAUCUGGAGUUGUAUCAUUGAGAAUCCGUUCAGACAAUAAGAUAUUUGCAUCAGGAGGAUAUGACAAUAGAAUCAGACUCUUUUCAGUCAAAACAAUGAAGCCUUUGGCUAUUUUAUCUUAUCACAAAGGUUCGGUAUACAGCCUGGAGUUUGGACGUGAAAAUCAUAGCUUGCUUAUUGGUGGAAGUGAGGACAAUCGGAUCAGUCUAUGGAAUAUUUAUUGA
Molecule: messenger RNA, 1062 nt
Organism: Mycotypha africana
Lineage: Eukaryota; Fungi; Mucoromycota; Mucoromycetes; Mucorales; Mycotyphaceae
Product: WD40-repeat-containing domain protein
Exons: 6
Coding region: 1-1062 (353 amino acids)
Molecular function (GO): protein binding
Source: RefSeq, a predicted model, not a curated record